This is a messenger RNA of Gossypium arboreum, 1740 nucleotides long. Its product is annotated as NAC domain-containing protein 82-like. The transcript has 9 exons. Gene Ontology annotation, biological process: regulation of DNA-templated transcription. Gene Ontology annotation, molecular function: DNA binding. Lineage: Eukaryota; Viridiplantae; Streptophyta; Magnoliopsida; Malvales; Malvaceae. The record is from RefSeq and is a predicted model, not a curated record. The coding region runs from base 360 to 1520 and encodes 386 amino acids.
AGUAACCAUGGUUAAUUUACGGUUAAAAGCAGAGCCCCUCAUCUAUAAAUUAACUCCCAAAGCUCCACUGUUUCCUCAUGUCGUAGAUCAAGCGAAUUCUCAGAUUCACUGAGUCAAUCUCUUCUUUCUCCUGUUGUUUCAAGAUUGAAUGCUGGAAAAAGCAGGCUUUUCUUCAAGGAUUUAACAUCGUUGGAUGGUGGGUGGAUAGUAGCACUAUUAGAAGAGAGUGGGUGAUUAAGGAAACAAAGCCAAGCGGGCCGGCUCUCAACUCUCUCUUCCUGUUGCUUGUCUUAGAAGCUGCUGAUUGAACGCAGGCAUCCAGCCGCCCAACUCCUUCAUACAGUGAGAAUCAGAUCAUCAUGAUCGCUUCAGCAGCUUCCCUAUCUGCGUGUAUUGCUAUCACCAGCACCAAUGAAGAGCUCUUUAUCGGUCUCGACAAAUUGACUAGUGGUUCUCCUCUACCGUGCAAUGUUAUCGAAGUAAAUCCUUACAGCGUCGAGCCCCAAUACUUACCAGAUGGUAUUUGGUUUUUGAUUAGCUCAAAUGAUAAGACUGAUAUGGAACAUGGCCUCUGGAAGGUCAAAGAGCAGGCCCGUGAAGUCUUCUCAAACUCUGAUAUUAUCGGUUGGAGAACCACUUUUGUGUACGACAAGGAUCAAGUCCCUCAUGAACAUAAAACUAACUGGGUAAUGCAAGUUUUCAGCACAACUCAGAAGAGAUUGUGCGACGAAAAUGCAAACAAGCCGGUCUGGUUGGAUAAUAUGCAGGAAACCAUCUCUAUGUGUAGAGUUUUUCUUGUUCCAAGUGAUGAAAUGCAGCAGAAAGUGUCUAGUGCUCGUAUUGGCACUGAAAAUCAUUUACCACAACCUCCUAUUCUGGAUGCUAACUGCAGUACAGGAAUAGGUUCCUCGAGCAACCGUCAGGUGAACAAGCAUGAUGAGAAAGAAGGAUUGGCUGUUGCAGGGACAAUUCCCGUUCCAGAGCAUCAAGAUGAAAAUGAUGUUGAAAUGGAUUGUUUCACAGAAGCUCAUAUUGAUUCUUUUUCACGUGGUGACUUUCUGGAAAUGAACGAUCUCAUCAACCAUGUAUCUUCUUCGAGUUCCGGUAAUUCAAGCGCUCCGAGCAUGUCGUCAGAUGAAUGUUUUGACUCAAUGGCUUUCUUACAAGAUCUAGAUCAAGACCUAGUUUUGGAACAGAAUGACAUAGGCAAAAAGCUUGAUGUCUCUGCAUCCAACAGGUUGGACGAGGUGGUUUUGGUUCCGGCUACUUUAGUAUCUGUUGUUAGUAUUGAAGGCAAUGAUUCGUCUAGUAAUGAAUUGUUAAAAACCACUAGCUCUGUACCUAAUUCAGCUAAUAACAAUGAGAUCUCAAAGCAUGCUACGGGGAACCAAAGGGAUGAAGGUCCAUCAUCAUCAUCAUCAUCAUCAUCUGUUAAACCGAAAUCUAGUAGAAGGAAGAGAGAUGCUUUGGGUAGAAUGAAAGAGCUUCGAAAGAAGUACUUAUGCUUUAUGCCAUUUUAGAUCUCAGAGGUAUGUGCUUUUUUUGUAAGAUAUCCAAAUUAUGAGUAUCACAAAGUGUAGAUUAAAUUAUAACUCUCACCUAGCUCUUAACAAGCUAAGCGAAUUAUUGCACUAUUAUCAUAUUCAGUGUGUAGAUUUUUACUGUUAUGUGUUAAAGCCUUAUUCAAUAUCAGGGCCUAAACAAAAAUGAAUGAAACUUAGCAUUGGUCCCCGUCUUCAA